Molecule: messenger RNA, 1448 nt
Organism: Ailuropoda melanoleuca (giant panda)
Lineage: Eukaryota; Metazoa; Chordata; Mammalia; Carnivora; Ursidae
Product: melanoma-associated antigen C1-like
Exons: 6
Coding region: 119-1195 (358 amino acids)
Biological process (GO): negative regulation of transcription by RNA polymerase II
Cellular component (GO): nucleus
Source: RefSeq, a predicted model, not a curated record
CGAGGCCUCUGUCUGCGACAGGAGUCCCUAGGGUCGCAGAGUAGGGGAGGUGCAGGCCCUUGGGUCCCUUCGCCCCCACCUGCCCACACCGGGUGCCUGCUGCCAGACACAAGUCAUCAUGCCUCUGGGAGAGAGGAAUGAGCUCUGGAAGUUGGAGGAAGAUCUUCAGGACUCAAAAGAGGCCCAGGGCCCGGUAGAGGCACAGCUGGAUGGGGCUGAGCAGGGGGAGGAGGCCCUCUCUCCCUCCUCCUCCACCUCUUCCCUCUCCUCCAGCUCCUUCUCCUCCUCUCCCUCCUCCUCCACUUUCAGGAGGGGUGUGCCGAUGGGUCCCCAAGUCCUCCUCAGAGCCCUCCGAGUGCCUGCCCCUUCCCCAGUGCCAUGGCAGCCUCUCCCUGGAGCCUGUCCGAAGACAGCUCCAGCAGCCCAGAUGAGGAGGGGCCUGGCACCUGGGGGGAGCCGGAAGUCGCCCAGCCCCUNGGACUGGUACAUCCGGGUCUCCAGAGAGACUGGGGGCCUUGGUGUAAGGGCCUGGGACUCCCUCAGGUCUGACAGAGGCUGGAGCCAUGUUUUAGAAAACAAGGGGCAGGAGCUAAUGGGACUAGAUGUGAGGGCCCGGUGGGACUACAUGAGCGACCCUGAACCCCAGAACAGCAUCAGGCCUGGGAAGCCCCUGAGCGGGAAGAGGACAGGUGGUGUGUCUCGACAUCCCCAUCUGGGUCAUAGAGAGUCUGAGGGUUCAGAUCCCUGGUCUCCGGAAGGGGAGGGCCUGGGCCUGAGGGUCUUGACUCUAGUCAGUGGGGGACGCAGGGACCAUGGCCNGGCCCAGGCCCUGGUCGGGAUGGAGGGCAUGCCCAAGACCGGGCUCCUGGUGCUGCUCUUGGGGUUGAUCCUCCUGAAGGGCGACUGUGUCCCCGAGGAGGAGGUGUGGGAAAUGCUGGGGGGCAUGGGGGUGUACGCCGGCAGGGAACACGUCAUCUACGGGGAGCCCAGGGAGCUGCUCACCAAUGUCUGGGUGCAGGAAGGGUACCUGGAGUACCGGCAGGUGCCCGGCAGCGACCCUGCCCGCUACGAGUUCCUGUGGGGUCCCAGGGCCUAUGCUGAAACCAGCAAGUUGCAAGUGCUGGAGUAUUUGCUGCAGGUCAAUCGCAGGCAGCAGCCUUCCUCCCUGGCCCUGUGUGAAGUCUCUGAGCAAUGAGGAAGAGGGGGCCUGAGCCCCAGGGGUGGCCAGGCCCUUUCCAGGCUUUGGUGGGGCCCGCAGCUUCUCCUGCGGGAUGCUGGGCAGGAAGUGAGGAUGCUUGCUGGUUCUUUCCUGUUAGUGUGUGAGUGUGUCUGUGUGUGUGUGUGUGUGUGUGUGUGUGUGUGAAGAGGCAGCCCUGGGCGUUAUAAGGAGUGCAGAGCCAGGGAGGGUUGGUGGAAGAAAGUGGGGCAAGGAUCCUCCUUUGGGGGGA